AUGUCAAAGCGCGUGCCUAUUAUUACUCAAAAUGAUGAUCCACCCGUGACUUUUAUAUAUCAUGCUGCUGAAUGUGAAUUAAAUGGCAAACAAUCACAAAGCGAUCGCGUAAUUGUUGUUAAUUCAAAGAUGCAAUACACAACGUCACCUGUGGCAUUAUCAUCAUUGCCUUCACAAACAUUUUAUCAUUCUCAUAUCUUCAUCUUCAUGCCAUUCAUUUGUGAUGAAAAUGUAAAUGAUUCCGAGAAAGAUAUCUAUACUCAUUGGGUGGAACAGCUCAACGAUGAGACACUUGACGAAAUAUCAGAUGUGAAUGAUAAAGAGAAAUUAAAAAUGAAAAUUUGGAAUAGAUUUAUAGAAACACAAAGGUUAUUAACAACCAUUAUUACCAGCACAAAAAUAUAA
Molecule: messenger RNA, 405 nt
Organism: Funneliformis caledonium
Lineage: Eukaryota; Fungi; Glomeromycota; Glomeromycetes; Glomerales; Glomeraceae
Source: the annotation of a GenBank genome assembly